This is a messenger RNA of Pteropus alecto (black flying fox), 3424 nucleotides long. RefSeq names its product CUB domain containing protein 1 (gene CDCP1). Bases 1 to 2571 code for a protein of 856 amino acids. NCBI's taxonomy places the organism in Eukaryota, Metazoa, Chordata, Mammalia, Chiroptera, Pteropodidae. The record is from RefSeq and is a predicted model, not a curated record. The transcript has 9 exons.
AUGGGCCCAAGUGUGGUGCCUGCAAGCUUUCCAGAAGGCUCUGGGCCCUGUCCCCGUGAGGGUCGGCUGGGAUUUCUUUCAGCCGAAGCUUCUGAGAUUGCUCUGCCACCUGGAAGCGGCAUUACAGUUCUCAUAAAGCCCGGGACCCCAACUCUGCCAGUGAAGCCCUGUUACAUCAUCUUUUCUAAAAAACCUACGACCAUGUUGUUCAUCAAAUCCGGAGAAAGAAAGGCUUUUUCCUUUAGCUGCCAGAAUCCGGAGAAUCACUUUGUCGUUGAGAUCCAGAAGAACAUCGACUGCAUGUCGGGCCCGUGUCCUUUUGGGGAGGUCCAUCUGCAACCCCCAGCAUCGAUGUUGCCCACCCUCAACAGAACUUUCACCUGGGACGUCCAAGCUCACAAGAGCAUUGGUCUGGAGCUACAGUUCUCCACGCCUCGCCUGAGGCAGAUCGGGCCUGGGGACAGCUGCCCGGACGGAGUCACUCACUCCAUCAGCGGCCGCAUCGAUGCCACCGCAGUCAGGAUCGGAACCUUUUGCAGCAACGGCACCGUGUCCCGGAUCAAGAUGCAAGGGGGCGUGCAGAUGGCCUUACACCUGCCGUGGUUCCACAACCGGAACAUCUCUGGCUUCAGUAUCGCGAACCGGUCGUCCAUAAAACGACUGUGCAUCAUUGAAUCUGUGUUUGAGGGCGAAGGCUCAGCGACCCUCAUGUCUGCCAACUACCCGGACGGCUUCCCUGAGGACGAGCUCAUGACGUGGCAGUUCGUCAUCCCCGCGCACCUGCGGGCGAGCGUGUCCUUCCUGCACUUCAACGUCUCUAACUGCGAGAAGAAGGAGGAGCGGGUUGAGUACUACAUCCCGGGCUCCACCACCAACCCCGAGGUGUUCCGGCUGGCGGACAAGCAGCCCGGGAACAUGGCUGGGAGCUUCAACCUCUCUCUGCAGGGCUGUGACCAAGACGCCCAAAAUCCAGGGAUCCUCCGGUUGAAGUUUCAAGUUUUGGUCCAACACCCACAAAACGAAAGCAACGUCACCUAUGUGGUUGACUUGAGCAAUGAGCGAGCCAUGUCACUCACCAUUGAGCCGAGGCCCAUUAAGCUGAGCCGAAAGUUUGUCCCCGGCUGUUUUGUGUGUCUGGAGUCGCGGAUCUGCAGCACCAACCUCACCUUGACACACGGCUCCAAACAAGGGAUAAUGGGCGAGGGAAGACCGAAGGGAAAAGCAAGAAAGCCUCGGGCUGACUUGAUAGCUGGGAGGAUGCUCUUCCAGUCUCCUCCCUCCCUGGGUACCACGAGCCCCUCUUUUCCAGGCUGCAUGGACCACCGGUACUGCCACAGGAAGUCCUACCUCCUCCAAGUGCCAAGGGACAUUCUCCAGCUGCCUGUGCAGCUGCACGACUUCUCUUGGAAGCUGCUGGUGCCCAAGGACAGGCUCAGCCUGGCACUGGUGCCAGCCCAGAAGCUGCAGCAGCACACGCAAGAGCGGAUCUGCAACACCAGCUUCAGCUACCUCGUGGCCAGCACCGGUCCCGGCCAGGACCUUUAUUUUGGCUCCUUCUGCUCAGGAGGCUCCAUCGAGAAGAUCCAAGUGAAGCAGAACAUGUCGGUAACCCUGCGUACCUUUGCCCCCAGCUUCCAACAAGAAGUCUCCAGGCAGGGCCUGACCGUGUCCUUCACACCCUACUUCAAAGAAGAAGGUGUUUUCACGGUGACCCCAGACACGAAAAGCAAGGUCUACCUGAGGACACCUAACUGGGAGCGGGGCCUGCCAUCUCUCAGCUCGGUGUCCUGGAACAUCAGCGUGCCCCACGACCAGGUGGCCUGCCUGACCUUCACGAAGGAGCAGACCGGCCUGGUCUGCCAGACGGGGCGCGCCUUCAUGAUCGUCCAGGAGCAGAGGACCAGGGCCGAGGAGAUCUUCAGCCUGGAGGAGGUGCUCCCCAAGCCAGGCUUCCGCCAUCACAGCUUCUGGGUCAACAUCUCCAACUGCAGCCCUCUGAGCGGCAAGCAGCUGGACCUGCUCUUCCAGGUGUCACUUACCCCGAGGACUGUGGACCUGACCAUCGUCCUCAUCGCAGUGGUGGGAGGUGGCGCCUUGCUGCUGUUUGCCCUCGGACUCGUCAUUUGCUUAGUGAAAAAGAAGAAAAAGAAGAUAAACAAGGGCCCAGCCGUAGGUAUCUACAAUGGCAACAUCAACACUCAGAUGCCCAUGCAGCCAAAAAAGUUGCAGAAGGUACGAAAGGACAGCGAGUCCCACGUAUAUGCGGUCAUCGAUGACACUAUGGUAUAUGGGCAUCUGCUGCAGGAUUCCAACGGGUCCUUCGUCCAGCCAGAGACGGACACCUACCGGCCCUUCCAGGGCCCCACAGGAGACUGCCCGCCCUCCCCACCCCCCACAUGCUCCAGGGCCCCGACUGCCAAGCUGACCACAGAGGAGCCAUCCCCUGGCUGCAGCCCUGAGUCUGAGAGUGAACCAUACACCUUCUCCCACCCCAAGAUGGAGAAUGGAAGCAAUGAAAACACAGACAUUCCCUUGCUGGACGCUCACAAGCCAGCAGAGCCUGGGGAAUAACUUGGACCCGUCCCAAAGACUUUGCAUAAAAAGCAAGGCACUGAGACAACCUUUAGGGUGCCCAUGAGAAACCCUAAAGAAGAGAAAUUAUGUGGAAGGAACAGCAGAAAGUUUUCCUGGACACCAACUUCUGAUUUCAUUCCGAUGAUGAGAGGCUGAAAGUGAUGAAUUCUGAUCUGGACACAAACAUUACAGCUCAUGUCCUUCUAAACUCAGGUCGGGUCGUAAACCAGCCUUAAUGAGAGAGGAGAGGCGUGAGUCACCAGGUACAGGGACGCAGGGGGCCCUGGAUUUGGAUUUGGAUUUGGACCGCGGGGUCACCAAUCCUAACCCCUAGGAGACCACCCGAGGAUCCUACUCUCACGGGGUCCCCUGGACGAGACUGACAAUGUGCCUUUUAUUAUUAUUUAUUUGGUGGCCCUGUGUGCUUAAGAAGUUGAAUGUAUAACCAUGCAGUUCUUUUUGCCUGACACAGUGACAACUCAUGCUAACUGGUCGGAUGGCUUGGUUUUGACGUCUCCUGGCCACUAGAUAAACAUGUGCUCGUCCCCUGGGAGGUGGGAAGAAUCUGCAAUCUGUCCGGCCAGAAAGGGCGGGUGUGUUUGAGGGCAUUGAUGCACAUCUUCUUUCAGAAGAGACUUCUCGGUUCUCUCUCGCUCUGCAUGUCUUUAUCCGUCUACAGAAAUUCAUCUUGAGUCCCAUUGCCCUUAAGCCCUAGAAAUGAGCGAAAUUUCCUUGAAUUGCCAUGUGUGGCUCUCCCAGCUACGGCAAUACUCUGGCGUGUACACAGAAAUUUAGGGAGUGAUUCCAUCCUCUAAAAAUGUUUUAAAAUACAGCAGAAAGCAGCCCCCUG